Molecule: messenger RNA, 354 nt
Organism: Parastagonospora nodorum SN15
Lineage: Eukaryota; Fungi; Ascomycota; Dothideomycetes; Pleosporales; Phaeosphaeriaceae
Exons: 2
Coding region: 1-354 (117 amino acids)
Source: RefSeq, a predicted model, not a curated record
AUGUCCAACCAACCCCAUAACCCUCGCCCGGUCGCUUUCGUCUCUCCCAUAUCCGACACAGACGUCAAAGACGAAAAGAACAAGAAAGAUCACAACCCCAUCCACCAAGCCGCGCAUUAUCUCAAAAAUGCAGUCACGCUGGAAUCCAAAUCCGACGAGAAGAGGAGGGAAAGCGCGAUCGCGGACCCGGCGCAUGUGAACGAUCAUGGUGGGAAGGCGGCUGAGGCAGAGUUUUGGGAUAAGCAUGGCAAGGGAGGCAUGGGACGUGAGCACGUAAGCGCGACGGAUGAGUCUGUGGGCCAUAUCACGAAUAAGAAGGAAGUUGGUGGGCCGGUUACUGGGACGUUGUUGUGA